AUGGCUGAGGAGUGUAACCGCAUUAUCAACCUCAAGCAGGAUACGAAGAUGAUCGAGAAAGGUUGCUUAGAUAGAUCUCAACAAUCUCGUACCUGUGUGAACUGCAAGCGGAAGGGCCACAAGGAAGGUUACUGCUCAUCAUCCGAAAAGAAGCCAGCAAAGAAGGUCGAUAAACCGAAACCUAAAGACUUCGUCAACGAAGAACCGAAAGUAACGCUCUACCGGAGGCCAGAUUCUCGUCCUGCGCAUUGCCUUAAGAGACCGAUUGCCUACGCUGCACUUCCGAAGGUUGAUGCUGAGCUCCAAAGGCUUCAAGACAACGGCAUCAUUUCACCAGUCAAGUUCUCCGAUUGGGUUGCUCCCAUAGUUGUGGUUCGCAAGUCCGAUGUCUCCGUACGCAUUUGUGGUGACUACUCUACAGGUCUCAACGUGCCCUCGAGUCAGAUCGCCUACCUGCAGGUCGAAGUUGAAGAAGCAUCUCGAAAGCUGCUCACUAUAAACACUCAUAAAGGACUGUUCCAGUACAAUCGAUUGCCACCACGAGUCAAAUCUGCGCCUGGAGCGUUCCAGAGGAUCAUUGACAGUAUGGUUGCUGGCAGUCUAGGUGUCAAGCUAUACCUGGACGACCUCUUGAUCGAUGGAAAAACUCAACAGGAUCAUGAUCGCAGCUUGAACGCUGUGCUUGACCGGAUUCGUGAGUAUGGCUUCCACUUACGCAUCGAGAAGUGCCGGUUCUCUCUUCCGCAGAUCAAGUUUCUGGGUCACAUAAUCGAUAAAGAUGGUCUCCGCCAAGAUCCUGCUAAAACCAACGCUAUAUCCCAGAUGCCACCACCGAUGAAUGUAUCGCAACUAUAA
This is a messenger RNA of Ochlerotatus camptorhynchus, 855 nucleotides long. RefSeq lists its product as uncharacterized. The record is from RefSeq and is a predicted model, not a curated record. The coding region runs from base 1 to 855 and encodes 284 amino acids. The transcript is spliced from 3 exons. Lineage: Eukaryota; Metazoa; Arthropoda; Insecta; Diptera; Culicidae.